Messenger RNA from Bursaphelenchus okinawaensis, 2908 nucleotides. Lineage: Eukaryota; Metazoa; Nematoda; Chromadorea; Rhabditida; Aphelenchoididae. The record is from the annotation of a GenBank genome assembly.
AUGGCUAUCCCUGAAGGAAAGAUGGAAUGGAAGGAGGAUCAUGUAGUCGACGACCGAGGCUCACACAAGUUUAGAGAUGUCGCGUAGGUUUGCUUUUGACAUUUGGUUAUCUUAUUUGUUUGAAAAUCAUACUUUUUUUACUUAGUCAUUACUUAAAAGUACCGUAUGUUGUUAUAGGCCUCCAACGAAGAGAAUAUGUGAGUCCGUCUUGGACACUAUUGGUCGUACUCCAACAGUACGAUUACAAAAGAUUGCCAAAGAGUACGGUUUGGAGUGUGAGCUUUGUGAGUUUUUUAAAAAAUGGCUUGAUGAAGUAUGACUACCGGAAAGGUUCAGUUUAUUCCUACUGUGUAACUUUGAAACAUGUUUUAGAUGCCAAGUGUGAAUUCCUGAGCGGUGGUGGUACCACUAAAGAUCGGGUAUCUUUGCGUAUGAUACAACUAGCUGAAGAGUCAGGCCAACUCAAUGAAGGCACCACGAUCAUUGAACCUUCGACUGGUAUGUCACGAUCAUCUUAUUUUACCAUGUUAGUUGUUGUUCGUUUUUCUAUCAAGAAAUUAAUUUUACAGGAAAUACGGCCAUCAGUACAGCCUUGGCAUUGGCUCCGAGAGGCUACAAAAUGAUCACGGUGAUGCCAGAUGACGAAUGCAAGUCUCGAGAAGACAUGUUGAAGUGUUUGGGAUCAGACAUAGUCAAAGUCGGCAACGACGUCUCUCCUGAUUCUCCAGAAGGCUUUGUCGGAAAAGCCUACGAGUUGGCUAAAACCAUUCCUAAUUCUAUUGUUUUGUGGCCAGUAAGUUUAACCAUCAUGGUUUUUAAUUGCUUUACAAAAGGUUGGUAUUACUAAUCUAAAAAAUAACAUAAUACUACCACUUUACUAACUACAUCGUACGAUUUCAGCACCGUGACUGCGCCAACCCGCUGGCCCAUUACGAGAACACUGCUCCAGGCAUUAUUAGAGCACUUGGCAACUCGGUAGACAAGGUCGUUAUCUCUUUGAAUUCUGGAGGUACAGCUGUCGGAGUAUCGAAGCGACUAAAGAAAGAGAUACCUAAUGUCAAGAUUGUCGCUGCCAAAGUGGAACCAGGAUACUCAGUCGACCUUCUGAGUUCUAUUUCCUACGCCGAAGCUGUUGACGAAACUGUAAGGUGUUACAGUAACAUGUGUUUUGUAAUGCUCGUCUAACUAAUAUUAUUGACAGAAUACGUCUUACAGUUGUGUAUCACUAAUGUAUUAACUUAACCAUAUUUUUGUGUUUGCUAGGUUACCGUGGAAAAGGCAGCUUCAAUCAAAUUGAUGCAAGACCUCCAUCGCUUGGAAGGUAUCCUCUGUGGCCAAAAAGGAGGUGUAGUUAUGGCCGCAGCUCUGAAAGCCGCAAAACCACUAAAACAAGGUCAGAAGUGCUUGCUGAUUCUUCCAGAAGGCCUAACUCACUUUUCUCAGACUAAUGUCAACAGCAAUACUGUAGUGGUCCCCCCUCCUGAUGGAAGUGUAGCAGAGUAUGUAUAGCUUUUGUAGCAACAGUUUUUAUCGUUAAAUGUAUUUUAAAACCUUUUUUGGUAUCUUAUCAUGAAAUUAUAGGCCGUCCAAACCUCCGGUAAACGAAUGGCAGAAGAUACCAGUGCCUUGGAAUGCGACCAGAGUCGCUAAGAAAGUACUUUGUGACUCGAUUCUCGAUGCUAUUGGUAAUACGCCUCUGAUCAAACUCAAGAAGAUACCAAAGAAGGAUGGUAUAAACGCUGAACUUUGUAAGUUCUACCAACAAGACCAAUUCUUUUAUAUUUCAUACUUACAACAGUCUCUGCUGUAAGUAAAAUGGACUUUACAGUAGUAAAAUAUAAUUUUUGUCACAACUUUCAGUAGUCAAGUGUGAAUACAUGAACCCAGGAGGGUCGAUCAAAGACAGAACAGCCCUCAAAAUGGUGGAAAUGGCAGAGAAACAAGGGAUUCUGAAGCCAGGAAUGACCAUCAUCGAACCGAGCGCUGGCAACAUGGGUAUCUCGCUAGCUCUUGUCGCUGCCGUCAAAGGCUACAAAUGCAUCAAUGUGAUCACGGACAAACAAAGCAAAGAGAAGGAGCUGGUGAUGAAGAGUCUUGGCGCUUCUGUAGUCACGACUCCAUGGGACGUACCGUACACUGAUGAAAGCUCCAACCAUUCAGUGGCUUUGAGGAUCCAGAAGGCAACUCCAGAUUCUGUUAUCUUGGAUCAUGUAAGUUGAGGGAGCUGUAAUGUCCAAUAAGAUUUAACUAUUUGUAUGUUCAUUGUCUCGCAUCUUCAGUACCGUAAUGAUGCCAACCCUUUUUCUCACUACGAAGGAAUCGGAAUCGAGUUAUUCGAAAACUGUGAAGAACAGAUUGAUGCUAUUGUAAUUGGUGCUGGUACUGGUGGUACCCUAACUGGAGUUGCUAAAAGAAUCCGCGAGGAUCUGCCAAAUUGUAUGGUAAGUACAUUCUACCAUCUUAUGAUACGUUUAAAGAGUAGAUUACAUACUUUUAACAAACCACAUUGUAUUUUAAUUAGUAUUUGAUAUAAAAGCUAAUCCUUCAUUUACAGAUUUAUGGUGUAGAUCCAGUCGGUUCAGUGUUGGCUGAAUUAGCACCAAGAGGACAAUACCUGGUGGAAGGCAUCGGCCAAGACUUUAUACCGGCCGUGAUGAAGAACAAGAUGAUCGACGGAUGGAUCACAGUAAAAGACAACGACGCUUUCAUAAUGGCUCGCCGUCUGAUGAAGGAAGAAGGCCUUCUGGCUGGCGGAUCUUCUGGAGCCAAUGUUUGGGCCGCCUUAAGUGUGGCCAAGACGUUGGGGCCUGAUUCUCGUGUGGUCACCAUCCUUCCAGAUGGAAUUCGUAACGCUACAACUCAUUUCAUCGACGACAAUUGGAUGAAGGAAAAGGGAUUCGCAGUAUAA